AUUCAGUUGAAUCCCAACGAGCAACGGAACAACAUCUCGUGUGUUGUGCAUGAGCUCGAGGCGCGUUUGUAAAUAUUUAAAAAAUUGUAUUCAUAAAUAAAACUAAAACUUAACAAUUGUCCCAGGCAGUUGCAUUAAAAAUAUAAAAAAUUCAUCAUUUUUAAUCAGUGCUGAAUUCUUCGAGUGUUCGAGUGGCAAAACAAGUUUCCAACAAAAAAAAUUAAAACAAAAAAAAAUUGUUAAUUCAAAAAAAAAAUUCAAUUGUACCAAAAAAAAAGCAAACGAAAGAAAAACACAAAGUGCGAAGCAAAUAUUUGCACAUGCAACCGAGCGUGCCACACUCAUUUUCCUUCCUUUUUCCCACACACAUUCUCGAAAAAUAACAAUGAAAAAGUAAUCACAGCUAUUUGUAAAUAAUUGCAGUGCGAUUGAAGUGAAAGUUCAGUUCGUUUCGAUUCGAUUCGGUUCAGUUUGAUUUUGCCCUAAUUAAAAAGUGCAAUAAAUACAACAAUAGAGCAGCGGAAAAAGCGUAAUUUUAAUCAAAAAAGAAAAGCUAGCUAAUUGUACCUGCUUCAUCCAGCAACUGGCUUGCCACGCAGCUUCCUCAUCUUCCAUCGUCUGCAACUUUGGCGCAUCAGUAUCUCGUUGGUGGUUCUCAGUGGAAGACAAUGUUUCAAUAGAGAUGGCCAAACUUUCGCGACGUGCUUCGUCGUCUGCAACAACGCCGCCAACAGCCACAGCAACAGCAACCGCAACAACAGCAACUACAACAACUGGAAGUGGAACAGUAAGUGGAACAACAUCAGCAACAGUUCGUCAUGCUCGAGGGGCAAAUCAACAACAACAGCAGCAGCAUCAGCAGCAGCAGCAACAACUGCAACGCAACACGCGUGCCUCGAGCAACAGCCUGCGAAAUGCUCAAACGGCCAACUUUGUUGAUCCCGAUGCCAGCGUUGCUCACGAGCUCUCAGCAGCGGCAGCAGCUGCAGCGGCAUCGUCCUCUUCCUCAUCCUCUUCCUCGUCAGCAGCAGCAGCAGCAGCGGCAUCGGCACCGCCGACGUACGCCAGUCCGGUUUACCACAACACUGCCAUCAAUCCCUCGCCUGCAACCACACACGUACCCGUCUCGGCCACGCCAUACAUGCCGCUUCUGCCGCCCGGCGAACGCAAUCUGACCGAGGCGGAAAAUGCCGCCGAGCGAGCGCGCAUACGCGAGGAAUUCUUUGCCACCUAUGACGUGAUGACCGGCGUCCGUAUUGCCGCCACGCUGGGCGGCUUUUUUGGCCUGAUGGUCUUUCUCAUCGUGUGGAAGAGUCGCAGCAGCAGUAACGAAACGCUCAAGGUGCUCAAGGAUCCCAAGAUGGCAGCUGUCGCCGCCGUUUGCAUGCAGGAGGAGGAGGAACGCGAGCUGCAGGAGGCGAUUGUGGCCACGGGCAUGUCCAUCUAUCCGGAUGAGUACGAUGCACUUGUCUAUCGCCGGCAGCGCAUGUUGUCGCUCGGCAAUGUGAGUGCGCCGCCGCUGCUCAAUCGCGGCUAUCGCUGCGCCUCCGUGGGUGGCGUGGGCGUGCCUGGACCUGUGGGCUAUAGCUAUCUGUUGGAGCCGCCGCGUCGCUUUUCCUACUCUGCGAUGUCGGCGGGGGGCGGUGCUCCGGGGGCGCCAGGAAGACGUAAGAGCGGCUCCGAAUCAUCGCGUAUUUUUAGCAAUUAUCCAAUGGGCGGCAGCUUUGGCACGGACGAUUACUUUAUGGAAACGGAAGAUGAGCUUGAGCAUGAGGAGUAUAUGCAGCAAGAUGCCCACGAGGAGGAGGAUGAGGAGCAGGAGCAACUGCAUCAACGCACAGAUUCGACGCGCAGCAAACAAGGGUUUCUCUCCGUACCAUUAGCGGGCCACGACUCGCGUCGCAGCAGCGCCAUGACCUGCUGCAGCACUGACAGCUCCUACUUGGAGCGUCGUACCUCGGCCUACACGCUGGGCAUGAGCAAUCUGCCGCCGACGCUGCAGCGCAAAUUGUCGACAGCAUCGCGCACAUCGAGCAUCGAGAACUGGGACUAUUACUAUCCGGACAUUCAGGUAAUACAGCCCACGCCCAAGGCAUCACCUUGCCCCUCAGAGCGCAGCAUACACGAGACGACGACGCCGAAAUCGACGGCUGCAUCGGCUUCGGCUUUGAGUGCGCCCAACAUUAAGCGCAAGCACAGCAUAGUCUCCUAUGAUCCGGAGAGCAAUCAGGCGGGACGCAAGCAGCAGAUCCAUUCGAUCAGCGCGGAUACUGUGGACGUGUAUCCCUACAAUCAGACGGAUGUGAGUUUGCCGCUCAAGUCGACACCUCAACAGCAACAACAUCAGCAACAGCUGCAUUUUGGUGAUUCACCAUCGGAGGAACUUCGCCUGGGCGUGCGACGCAAACUGACGCUAGUGGAACUGCAACGCAGCAGCAACAACGUGGAGAGCAACAACAAUAGCUUUCCCUAUACUGCGAAUGCUGCAGCGCCUGUUGCAGCCACCGCAGCGUCUGUAGCCACCAACAGCAAUGCCACCAACAAUGCCACCUCGAGCAGCAUUAGUGUGGACAGCACUCCGGUGAGCUUGGAUCGCCUCAAUGGCAGCAUUAGUCUGGGCACCGUUUCGACAAAGGCGGCGCCCGUGAAUCCCUUGCCCGCCUUGGAGGGUAAACGUGCCCCGCUCGCCUCGUUAAGUUCCUUUAAGAUCUCAUCGCUGGAAUGCGCCGACUCCGAGUUGCGUUCCCUCGACGAGGACUCGGUGUUUGGGCUGGAGGAAAGUGCCGCCGACACAGACGAUGACAUGCAGCAGCUAAGCAGCGACAGCGAAGAGCAGAAUUUGGCACUUGCAGCAGCUCAAGUGGCGCCCAUGGUGCCGACAAACUACGUCAAAUCGGGUCCGGUGGUGUUGCCCAUCAAAAGGAUGAGCUUGAGUUCAGUGCCCAUGACGGGCACCCGACCGCGACGUCCACAACUGCAACGGCAUCGCACCAUAAGCACAGCCAGCGAGCGACUGUCUGGACAGGCUGCAGUUGGCGCUGUGCCGCCUCCGCUGGAGACGCACUUUGGCGCCGUGAUCUGCAGUCCGUUGCAGUCGCGACGUGGCCAAUUGUUGCAGCAGCACAGCGAUCCGCAGACAACGACGACAACCACAACGACAACAACGACGACGACGACCACAGAGGAUGACACGUGCUCCACAUUGAACACCGAGCUAGGACUCCUGGAUGCGGUGGUCACAACAAGUCCCUUGGGUGGUGUUGGCGGCGGAGGUGGUGGUGGGGAAUCCACAACGCAUACGCAGUAUAGUAGCCUCAAUACAGUCAUCAGUGUGGGACACUCGAGUCCAAGUCCACAGCUGGACAAUAAGUCAACAGUUGGCAAGCAUGCAGCACAACAACAACAACAACAGCAACAACAACAACAACUGCCAUCCAAUAGCAACAGCAACAGCAACAAUAGCAACAGCAACAUUAGACUGGGCCACGAUCCGUGUGCAUCCUCCAUAUCGGAUUCGGUGAUAGCCACACAGCGGCCCCAAAGCAUUUGCAUGCCUUCCUCGCUCAAGGAGCUGAUCCUACGUGGCGGCGGCGCCACCAGCAAAAGUGCCCAUCAGCUCAGUUUGCAUCACAGCGAGGCGACGUCGAGUGCAACGCCAGCUGUGAUGUUGGAGUUGCCACUGAUACGUCUGCCCACAGAUGAUGAUGAUGACGACGACGAUGAUGAUGAUAUGGAGCAUGGGUUGGGCAAUGCAAAUGGCGGCGAGGAUAGCCUGGAGGAUGAGUCGCAUUCAAGGGAUCCCAGUCUGCCCGGCAGUUCCAGAAAGUGGUCAAAGGAGACGCUCUUCUAGCCCAGCGAGCUGCAGUUCCAAACACGAUCACGAGCUUAACGAGUAUUGUUGGGUCAACCCCGAAAAAUUAGUAAUAUACAGAAAUAUAAUAUGAUAAUGUAGUAGGCAAGGAGCAGCUGAAAAAAUGCAAAACAGAAGCAGAACAACAACAACAACAACAACGUAUUCGUACUUAGAGACUGUUGUCUAUUAUUGUUAAUAGAACUCUUAAAGGUUAAGUAGUGAUACUCGGAUUUAUUUUUCACACUAUCUAUUAACAGGAAUACAAUACAUGCGAAAUGUAUAUUUAUAUACCUAUACAGAUACAUACAUACAUAUAGUAUAUACAUAUAUUUCUAUAUAGAACUCGUAGUAUUUUGCCAGCAGCCAGCCAGCAGCAAAAUCUGAAAAGCAGAUAUCAGUCUCCCCCUCACAUACAAGAAGUACAUAUAAUACUACUAAUACUAUAUAUGUAUCAUAAAUGUUAUUUAUUUAUUUAUAUUUUCUACUAUAAUGAAAUACAUUCUUCUAGUGUCUUAAACAACAGCAGCAACAGCCAAAAACAAACAAAUACGAUUACUUCAAGUAUUGUAUAUUAUAAAUUUUUUAUAGAUUGCACACUCACACACACACACACACAUCCAAGAACUUUAAACAAUAACAUUCAAAACCAAAUACAAAACUGAUGUACACUGACAGAUAAAACGGAAAAGUAUGAGCCAUAAUAUUAUAAUAAUAAUAUUAGUACAUACUUAUAAUUAGAUGAGAACUUAAAGACCUCGAUAAGCAUUAGUCGAACUCUAUUCUACUAUUAUUCUACAACUCUUCUAUUUUCUAUUUUUUUGAUAACUUUCAUAGCAUCUCUUUACCAAAUUCAUGUAUUUUCUGGAAAUUCUUCGCAAAAAAGGAAAAAUUAAAAACACUUUUUGAAAAUGCGAUAAAUUAAAGGCCAUUCGAAUGCAAAUUGUUAAAAUUUAAUACAAAAAAAAAAUAGAAAAAAACUGAAAAAUACAAAAAAAAAAACUAUGAUAUAUAAUUAGUUGUUGUCAAAAAAGAAAAUGAAAUUAUAGCGUUACUUAAAACAAGUGUUAAACAAAAUAGUAUGAACAAUUUCCUAACUCAUCCCACCUACGCAUCUCUAUUUUUCUAUGAAAAUGCAUUUGCUCCACAAGUGAGAACAAAAGUUAUAGCAAAUAAUUAUGAAGAAUUAUUAAAUAAUAUAUAAAUAAAUAAAUAACUUGUAUUUUUCAAAAAAGGAAAACAAAUCAAAAUACAUAUAAAAAAAGCCAUAACAAAAAAACAACUAAAAUUAAAAUCUAUAUUAUAAUAUGAUAUAUGAGUAACAAACAACUAGAGCUGCAUUUUGUCGUUUUGUGUGGGAGAUUCAACGAAACCUAUUAGAGACUUUCUCACAUGCCUGAGCCUAAUUUGUACCUAUCCUAUUGCAUAAGAGUAAAAAAAAGAAAAAAAAAAAACUAAAUCAAGCCCUAUUUAAAAACAUAUUUUUGAGUACUAGUAAGGUAUUUUAUACGAUGAACAAAUCAACUCAAAUGGCGCCUAGGAAAUGGUAUAUCAAAAGCAAAAGGAAACUAGUAAUACUUGCAAGUAUAAAACAUAUAAAUAAAUAUUUAAUUGUUGGUUAUAUGCUGAAGUCAAUGAAAAACAAAAAACCAAAUUAAGAAAAA
This is a messenger RNA of Drosophila sulfurigaster albostrigata, 5514 nucleotides long. Its product is annotated as pneumococcal serine-rich repeat protein. The transcript is spliced from 5 exons. The record is from RefSeq and is a predicted model, not a curated record. Bases 683 to 3850 code for a protein of 1055 amino acids. NCBI's taxonomy places the organism in Eukaryota, Metazoa, Arthropoda, Insecta, Diptera, Drosophilidae.